Molecule: messenger RNA, 430 nt
Organism: Pseudovirgaria hyperparasitica
Lineage: Eukaryota; Fungi; Ascomycota; Dothideomycetes; Acrospermales; Acrospermaceae
Exons: 1
Coding region: 25-339 (104 amino acids)
Molecular function (GO): carbon-sulfur lyase activity
Source: RefSeq, a predicted model, not a curated record
UGCCAUUGUCUUGAUUGCCGGAAGAUGUCUGGGUCCACCUACAGCACCAACAUCAUCGUGCCUGGCGAAGGCUUCAAGCUUAUCUCUGGUACGCCAAAGACGAAAACCGUAACUGCUGACAGCGGUGCAUCUCCGAAAAAUUACCUCUGCGGCGACUGUGGAACCACGCUCUGGAGAGAAACCGCUACCUUUGGCGACGCUAAAGUCCUCAAAAUCGGCACCCUCGACGACCCUAAUGGAUUGAACAACUAUAAGCCGGCUGUGGAGCUUUACACGAAGCACCGUGUUGAAUGGCUGCCUCCGAUUGAGGGUGCUGAGCAGAAGGAGGGCAUGCCUUGAGUGAUGUUCGGCUGAGGACGAUAUGUAUAUAGUUGUCAGGUAGCAGAACUUCGAGCAUUCGACCGAAUAAUGAUGCAUGAAUCUCAUUCUG